GAGGUUUUUGUCUUUUUAUUAAAUUUAAUUAUAAAUAAAGGGGAAACUUUUAUGUAAUUUGAAGAAUGGAAAAGAAGAAUAAUCAUCCUGUUCAGCGCUAUAAACUAGCCAAUAAAGUACCCUUUUAUUUAUUUUUAUGAUUGUGGAGAAGAUAUUCUUCUUCCUUCUCCACACAAAAAGCUGAAUUUCAAAUGUUUUUAUUUUGUAUUUGUAUUUAUUUUUUUUAUUUAUUAUUUUCUUCUAACCUUUCAAAUAUACCCUCUAACAAUAGAGACCCUUGUUUCAAAUUGGCAUGUUCUCAGCAAUCAAAAAAAACAUUUAUCCAGCCAUUGCGUUAUUAACUAUACCUGUUGGCUAUUACAUUGGAACAGAAUUAAGAGAACGAAAUGAUGCUAAAAAAGUGUUGAAGGAACAAGUUUAUGAUGAAGAUGAAAUGAAGAAAUUAAGACAACAACUUGAAGCAUUAAAAGAAGAACGUAACCUGGUUCUUUCAAAGAUGCAACCAAAAAUAAAAGAAGAAGAAUGAAUUAAAUUAAAAAAAAGAAAAAGAUAUACAGUGUUUCUUUCAUUCAUACUAUUUAUUUAUUUGUUUUUAAUUCACACUUUCCAUAUUCAUCUAAUUUCCUCUACUUCUUCUUCCGCCCCCUUUUAUUUCCUAAUAUGUGCAACGUGUAUAAAACUCCUUAUUAUUGUUACAUGUAUGCAUGCAUCUAUCUACCCUUUUUUUUUCUCCUUUUUCGUUGUUUCUCUCUCUCUCUCUCUCUCUUUCUUUUUUUUUUUCUUUUUUCUUUGAAAGAAUGUUAAAAAA
Molecule: messenger RNA, 808 nt
Organism: Cokeromyces recurvatus
Lineage: Eukaryota; Fungi; Mucoromycota; Mucoromycetes; Mucorales; Mucoraceae
Exons: 1
Coding region: 293-526 (77 amino acids)
Source: RefSeq, a predicted model, not a curated record